This is a messenger RNA of Colletotrichum scovillei, 6112 nucleotides long. RefSeq names its product phosphatidylserine decarboxylase. The record is from RefSeq and is a predicted model, not a curated record. The transcript has 5 exons. Lineage: Eukaryota; Fungi; Ascomycota; Sordariomycetes; Glomerellales; Glomerellaceae. The coding region runs from base 1942 to 5301 and encodes 1119 amino acids. Gene Ontology annotation, biological process: phospholipid biosynthetic process. Gene Ontology annotation, molecular function: calcium ion binding; phosphatidylserine decarboxylase activity.
CCGAGUUUCUACGGUACUCAUCUUUGGACGCCGCUUCAGCUUCAGCUCCAGCUCUCCAGCUCCAUCCGUCUCCAGCUCUGUUCCCUGCUCAGGAUCCCGUCUCCCACCCCAAACCACGCCAAACGCCUCAAGUGAAUCCACCCUAACGCACCCACAUCACCCCAAACAGUGGCCACUUUGCCCGCUAGGGGACUGCACCACGAGCCGAAGCACCCGCGGACCUUUCCAGCCAACGGCCAUUGCUGCCCACCAAAAGUCGUCGUAUCUGGGACGAAAUACGCUGGAACAUACGACGAGACGAGACGGUACUUCGUUCCACUGCCAAAAUCUCACCCAAUCUCAAAGUACCCGCCCGGCCUGAAUACCCUCGCUAUACGUUUUGUCUGGUGUCUAUACACGGCCACAUCGGACGUAAAAACAACAAGAAAAAAAAGGUACCUCGAAUACCGCCUCCUUUCCAAUUCAACCAGAAGUACAUGUCCAUGUCCAUAUUCUUUUCCCCAAAGGUACGUAAGAUGGGCAACCGCUCCUUUCCCUCUCUCUCUUUCCCCUGGCCAGGCUCCAGAGUUGCUCUCGCUCCCUCUCCGUCUUCGACCUCCGCCUGCAUUGAGCCGUGGACUUCUGCGACGCCUCUGCUUCUGCCUCUUCCUCAUUCUCUCUCCCCGUCUCUCUCACCCUCUCCUCUACCUUCUUCCUGUUUUCCCUCGAGACUCUGCUCGCAGGAAAAAAAAAACGUCUAAAUCAGUCUAAUACCCUACCUUUUUAUCGGUUCCUCCUGUUGGGUCCUUCUCCCUAGCUUACUCCUUCGUUCCAGUUGCACAUGGCGGUGGCGCCAGGUUGGAUGUGCAUCGAAGCCACAUAAUUAAAUCUGUACAUUUGUUCACUCAACUUUCCAUUCUCGACCCCGGGCCUCUUAUUAUUCAGACAUCAGCCCUCAAGGGGCCCCAAGCUCCCACUUCAUCUCUCUUCUCCCUUCUUCUUCUUCUCUCCGUUGCCCUCUGCUUCCAGCUCUUCCCCUUUUUCUCACCUGCUGCUACUACUAGACAUUUCUUUUUCUCCGUGAGAUCCAUCACCGACCAAUACUGACAUUGGCUUCAUCUGAAGGUCAUUGACGGUUCCAAACCUGCGAGGUCAAAACCUGAACCUGAAUUGGUCUUCAGCUGUACGUCGAGGCAACCAAAGGCCCCUGCUCGACACGCUACCAAAAGGCCUCCCCCAACCACAUCCGACAGCAAUUGUUACGUGUGGCUCGCCAGUCAUCGCCAAUUCGCCCAGAGCUAUCUCGAGUAAACGCCACCUUUCGCUGUCCGGCGUCGUUGAGCAGUCCAGUAGGCAGGGAAGCACAUAUCGCAACGAACAGAACGCAGCGUCGCACUCGUUGAGAAGCGCGGAUCAGCAACCAGCAAGCUACACUACUACCGAAACCCUGUCACCACUUGCAGCUGCGCUACCUCAUCUCCUGAGCGCGCGCGCCUCUGCCUGCUUGCCGCACGCCACUGCCCACCACCAACCAGCACCACCGCUCCACUCACUACCUACGCCUUUGGGCCCUGCCAACAACAAUUCGAGCGCGGCAACAAGCAACAGCGACAGCAAGCCGAGGUGUGUGAGAGGUCGAAAAAGAAGGACUGCCUUGCUGUGUACGCCCACCCCAGAAACAAGUCGGACAUUUCGCCUGUCGGGUCAUGACAAUUGGAUAGUCGCUGGAGCCAAAUACGUAAGGUACCGCAAGUACCUGACGCGACCUAAGGCUUCCCAGCGCUCCGCAUUGCGUCUCCUACGUCACCCCGCCCCCCCAAUCUGGCCGCUCUGCCCGUGAGUGUGUCUGCUCUUGGCUUGUCGCCCUCACACACACGUCGUGUGCCCUGCGCCCUCCAAACCCUCUUCUUGGCUUGCCGCAACUCUUUUUAGGGGCCGCUCCCCGACCCGCCGUCGUCCACCAUGGUCCGCAUCAUCCCUGGACGACUCAAGUCCAGCUCCUCCCUCCGCAACAGCCGCAGCAGCAGUCCUACGAGAAACAACAGCACCGGCAGCACCAACAGCAAGAUGGACUUGAGUCCAAAGGAGAAUGGCUUGACCUUGAAGGUCGUCGUUAUGAAGGCUCGAAAUCUUGCCGCAAAAGACAGACGCGGCACAUCCGACCCAUACCUGGUUUUGACACUCGGUGACGCCAAGGUGACCACCCACGAAGUGCCCAAGACUCUCAAUCCAGAAUGGAACGUCAUCGAAGAAUUACCAGUCAAUUCGACCCAGAGCCUCCUUCUCGAUGUUAUAUGCUGGGAUAAGGACCGCUUCGGCAAGGACUACCUUGGCGAGUUCGAUCUUGCUUUGGAGGAGAUCUUCGCCAACGAGCAAAUCGAGCAAGCCCCGAAAUGGUACCCUCUCAAGAGCAAGAGACCCGGCAAGAAGACCAGCGUGGUCUCUGGCGAGGUCAUGCUCCAAUUCACCCUCUUCGACCAGUCCAAUACAGCCGCUUCCCGCGAACAAGUAUUCGAGAAGCUCAAUGCCCUGCUCAAUCAGUUGCCUGCGGGCUCCCGACAAAUCACACCGACCAUGACCCCCCUCAUCCAGCCGGUCCAGAAUAUGAGGGUCAGCGGAACAAACCCGUCACCUCCCCUAUCGCGCAACCAAACCGACGCCUACCAAGAAGAUGACGAUGACGAUGAUCUGGAUAUCGAAGAUGAUACUCCCGAGGACGAUGAUCCCAGCAAACCCGAAGUCGCCGAGAAACGCAAGCGCCGCCUGCGGAUCAAGGGCCUCAAGAAGAAGAGAAGAGACCAAACAUACGAGUUCAAUAAUAGUGGAAGCGACGUUGUGGGAGUCAUCUAUCUUGAAGUUUUGAACAUUACGGAUCUGCCUCCUGAGCCCAACUCAACCCGGACUACAUUUGACAUGGAUCCUUUCGUCGUUGCGUCACUCGGCAAGAAGACGUACCGGACCAAACGAGUGCGGCACAAUCUCAACCCGGUCUUCAACGAGAAGAUGAUUUUCCAAGUACAGGGUCAUGAGCAGACAUACUCGUUCUCCUUUACCGUGAUGGAUCACGACAAGUACUCUGGAAAUGAUUUCAUCGCCGACUGCUCAUUACCCAUCAGGGAGCUCAUUGACAAGGCCCCUCAGGCAGAUCCCGAAACUGGUCUGUACGACGUACCCGAACCCCAUGAGUAUGUCGCCCCUCAACAGCGCCGCUUCAAGAAGUUGGGAAUGUCCCGGACAUCGUCUUCCCAAAGCUUGAGCAAGGUGCGACCUGGAUUGUCGAAGAAUGCAAGCAGUGCAUCCACAACUACCCAGACCGGAACGACAACGCCUACACCUCCCGCCCAGGGGUCGACUUUGAACCCCGAGUUCCUGUCUCCUGAGCAAGCCCUCGCAGGAGCCGGUGUGCAAACUGCCGAGCUUGAGGCAGACGAUGCGGAGUUCCACGAUUUCAGCGUCGCCCUGAAGAUGAAGGACGCCAAGAAGUGGGAGGCCAAGCACAACCCGGUCCUCUACAUCCGCGCCAAAUACGUCCCUUACCCGGCUUUGCGACAGCAAUUCUGGAGAUCGAUGCUGAAGCAAUACGACACCGAUGAAAGCGGCCGCAUCAGCAAGAUUGAGCUGACUACGAUGCUCGACACCCUCGGAUCGACAUUGCGCGAGUCAACCAUUGAUAGCUUCUUCCAGCGCUUCCCCCACAGAGCCCAAGGCGAUGACAUUUCGGACCUGACAUUCGACGAAGCUGUGAUAUGCUUGGAGGAUCAGUUGGAGGCUAAGAGCCGUCCACAACUCAGCGUCACGGACAGAAUGAAGGGCAUGCUGCCGGAUGCUGACAAGGUCAAGAAUCUGCUCUCUGCUCAAGGCACCAGCAACGUUCCCGGCGGUCUACCGGCAGAAGGGUCUAGCUCAUCCGAUGGAACCCUCGACGUUCCGGAGCUCAGCACUCCUGGCGAGGAAGGUGAAUUGCUCGACCGGGACGACCUGGCUGAGGACCGUGCCGGCGAGGAGCAUGUGGUCGAAAUCAGAGAGUGCCCUAUCUGCCACCAGCCGCGCUUGAACAAGCGCAAGGAUACCGACAUCAUCACUCACAUUGCAACCUGCGCAAGCCAGGAUUGGAGACAAGUCAACAACCUCGUCAUGGGCGGCUUCGUCACCGCUAGCCAGGCCCAGCGCAAGUGGUACUCCAAGGUCAUCACAAAGAUCUCAUACGGUGGUUAUAAGCUGGGAGCCAAUUCCGCAAAUAUCCUUGUUCAAGAUCGAAUCACUGGCCAAAUCAACGAGGAGAAGAUGAGCGUCUACGUCAGACUGGGCAUUCGCCUGUUGUACAAGGGACUGAAGUCGAGCAACAUGGAGACCAAGCGAAUUCGCAAGAUGCUCAAGAGCAUGAGUGUCAAGCAGGGCAAGAAGUUUGAUGAUCCGGCUUCUAAGGCUGAGAUCCCCAAAUUCAUCGAGUUCCACCGCCUCGACAUGUCUGAGGUGCUCCUUCCGACAGAAGAGUUCAAGAACUUCAAUGAGUUCUUCUACAGAGCUCUGAAACCCGAAGCUCGCCCAUGCUCCGCCCCUGACCGUCCUGACGUUGUCGUAUCUCCCGCCGACUGUCGCAGCGUUGUCUUCAACAGUGUGAGCCAGGCGACCCAGGUUUGGAUCAAGGGCCGCGAGUUCUCCAUCAAGCGCUUGCUUGGUGAUGCCUAUCCCGAAGACGUGAAGCGCUUUGAGAAUGGCGCUCUUGGUAUCUUCCGUUUGGCGCCCCAGGAUUACCAUCGCUUCCACAUCCCUGUGGACGGUGUUUUGGGCAAGCCCAAGACGAUUGCGGGAGAAUACUACACGGUGAACCCCAUGGCUAUCCGUUCCGCUCUCGACGUCUAUGGCGAAAACGUCCGAGUUCUCUGCCCGAUCGAUAGCCCGACUCACGGCCGUGUCAUGGUCAUCUGUGUUGGUGCCAUGAUGGUUGGCAGUACUGUGAUUACACAGAAGGAGGGUGCACAAGUGAAUCGUGCCGAUGAACUCGGCUACUUCAAAUUUGGUGGCAGCACGAUCGUAUUGCUAUUCGAGCCGGGCAAGAUGAAGUUCGAUGACGACCUGACUGACAACUCCAACGGGGCUCUCGAGACCCUGGUUCGCGUCGGCAUGUCUGUUGGACACGCUCCCGACCAGCCUCAGUGGGAACCCGACAUGCGAAAGGACGCAAAGGACGUCACCGAUGCCGAGAAGAAGGACGCCAAACGCCGGAUUGGAGGCAGCCUCGGCAGCGAAGAGUCAUCCAGCGGCGAAGAUACUCCGAACGCCAGCGCCGGCAUCACCACGCACGCUGCGUCGGCCAUGUAGAGUCGCCGUCUUCGCGUUGCGUGUGAGCGGUUCGGGCGUCAUGUGCGUUUUGCCAGCGGUUCCGAAUACGAGUACCUAUCAGUGACUGGAAGAUAGAGGAGCAAGAAUAGGUAGACAACAAAAAGGUGUUGGGGAAGAACUGGGUGAUUUUCUGGCUCUUCGCAUGAGCCGCGUCGAGCUUGUCUCUUGUCGUUUCGCUUCUGCGAUGUUGGUGGCUUUCAACAGACACACGACAUGGUUGAAUGCGACGGUAGUACAGCGAUUGCAGCGAUUACGGCACCGAGCACAAGGGCACGGGAUGUGGGAGAGCACACACAUUAUUGGAUCAGAGGCAACACUUUUUUACGAAAUACAGAGUACAGAAAACGAGAGUAGGGAAGAGUCUAGGGUGCGGGGAGGGCCUUGCUUGGCGAGGUGGGGGAUCAGCAAUGUCGCUCGCUCUCUUUGAAUGAAUGCAGCAACAUGUCAGUUUUCUGUAAAACGGGCCCCCUCCCUGGUUCCUGAUGAAGCCAAAUGUGAUGUGGUGACCAAUGAUUUGAUGCGUCGAGGUCCAAAAGGGAAAGUUUCCUACCUGCAGUGAGGCACCAGAUGAGUGCAUGUCCCCACGAUGUAGGUUAUGGAGAGGUGCAACAGCGUAGAUUGAGACUCUGGGAGGUUGGGCACCAUGCUGGACAUGAUGGAUGACACGAAUCGCGUAGGGAACGAGUGAAAGAUGGGACAUGAUCAUUCCGUGACCUUCUUCUAGAAGGACCGGACCAGAGUCUAAAGAAGGGGAGAGUUGUUCAUGGCAUUGAUGAAGUCAGGAUGGAGC